Trichomycterus rosablanca is the source of this 1214-nucleotide messenger RNA. RefSeq names its product Ras-related associated with diabetes (gene rrad). Bases 98 to 1021 code for a protein of 307 amino acids. The transcript is spliced from 5 exons. Lineage: Eukaryota; Metazoa; Chordata; Actinopteri; Siluriformes; Trichomycteridae. Gene Ontology annotation, cellular component: plasma membrane. Gene Ontology annotation, biological process: negative regulation of high voltage-gated calcium channel activity. The record is from RefSeq and is a predicted model, not a curated record. Gene Ontology annotation, molecular function: calcium channel regulator activity; GTPase activity; GTP binding.
CUGGUGAUCAGGUACUGGAGGGACUAUCAGCGAUACUGGGACUUUAUUACCUCUGGAUUCACUGAACAAGAACACACUGACAUAUCAGUACAAAAUCAUGACUCUGAACAAGGGCGAUAAGUUGAGGAACAUGGACAGAAGGAGAGGGAGCACCCCAUUUCCCAUGCAUCUUCAGACUCUGCACAGGAGAAGCAUGCCUGUCGAUGAGCGUGAGCUGCACUCUACCAUGCUCCCUGUUCGCCCAGGCGACCUGUCCAACCUCACCCGCUGCACAUCCUACAGCCCAGGAGAACAGCACAGAGACAGCUGUGUGUCUGACUCAUCUGACUCGGUCAUCUCCUCCGGGAGUGACUCUGAUGCACAGAUCCACAAGGUCGUCAUUCUGGGAGAACACGGGGUGGGCAAGUCUACCCUGGCACGGAUUUUCGGUGGCGUGGAGGACAUUCACGACUGUGAGGAUGCAGGAAACACAUACGACAGAUCGAUUAUUGUUGAUGAAGAAGAAGCAAAUAUUCUCUUGUACGACAUAUGGGAGCAGGAUAACAGCCAGUGGUUAAAGGAUCAGUGCAUGCGUAUGGGUGACGCCUACAUCAUAGUCUACUCUGUGACAGACAAGUCAAGUUUUGAGAAAGCAUCAGAACUUCGCAUUCAGCUCCGCAGGGCACGACAGUCAGAGGACAUCCCCAUCAUCCUGGUGGGAAACAAGAGUGACCUAGUGCGCUCCAGAGAAGUGUCUGUAGAUGAGGGCAGUGCAUGUGCGGUUGUGUUCGACUGCAAGUUCAUUGAGACGUCAGCCUCACUACACCACAACGUGCGCACUCUAUUCGAGGGCAUCGUACGACAGAUCCGCCUACGCAAGGACAGCAAAGAGGAGAACGCCCGGCGCAUGGCUAACUGCAAACGCCGCGAGAGCAUUAGCAAGAAAGCCAAGCGAUUCCUGGGUCGCAUGGUUGCACGCAAGAACAAAAAGAUGGCUUUCAGACAGAAGUCCAAGUCCUGUCACGACCUCUCUGUACUCUGAGAGAGAGAGAGAGAGAGAGAGAGAGAGAGAGAGAGAGAGACUGACCCGUUGGCCACCUCAGCGGCCUCUAAGACCAGAAGCUGUGUGUUUUCGACAGGACUGCAAACAGAUUUAAACUGUACUCAUUUUAUAUGGUAAAAAUCAGACCCAGAACAUUAUACAAGUCAGUGUUUAUGAUGUGCAUGUUGCUUUU